Lobosporangium transversale is the source of this 3146-nucleotide messenger RNA. RefSeq lists its product as hypothetical. The record is from RefSeq and is a predicted model, not a curated record. NCBI's taxonomy places the organism in Eukaryota, Fungi, Mortierellomycota, Mortierellomycetes, Mortierellales, Mortierellaceae. The transcript is spliced from 2 exons. Bases 228 to 2912 code for a protein of 894 amino acids.
GUUCCUGUUCUUGUGUCACUCAUCACUAAAGACUAAAGCACCUGGAACCACUUUUCGGACUUCACGCGCCUUUUUAUUUCCUCCUUCUCCUUUACGGGUAAUGCCUGGCAUACUCAUCGAUCUCCUCUGCUUUGGUUGCAGAGCAUUCAUUCAUUCAUUUCCUUUAUCUUUAUCUUUAUUCUAUACAUCAGCAACCAACUACUUUCUGGUCCCUUUCGAUCUACUGAAUGGUUAAUUCUGAGACUGAACAACUUUGGAAGACCCAAGAUGCAAAGGCUGGUCUACAAGUGAGUUCUAUACAAGAUGGUCCUUCAGCUGCGGACACGAAGCUCUCAGAACCACCACGAUUGUCCUGGUUACCUUUGGGUACUGUAGGGUAUAAUGCGUACGACAAAGAAUUGGAGAAUCUGGAUGAUCUGCAAGGCACCGCUGCCAUGGCGCUGACAGCUCUAUCAUCAGGCAUGGGAACAGCCCCGAGGCAUGGGUCCGGAUUAACAAUGAUUAAAGAUGGGACAUAUUAUGAUGAUAUUCAACAAGAUCAGAGCAUAGUGACAGCGACACCAGAAUGGAAUUCCGUCAAAUUAUCGCAGGAUGUUAAUACAGUAACAUCUAUGGUCACAACAUCGUCCCCAGCACCUCAUUCCACGAGUGUAGCCUUAAUGGUUCACGACGAACAGGGGCCCCGAUCAGCUUCAGAUCGUGAGAAGGCGAGUGCGGCGUCAGUCCCAAAAGCGCGCUCAGGAGACGUAGAAAUAAUAGCAGCGGCAGAAACACAGGUUGACUUUAUUCCAAUAGCGGGAUCAAUCCAGCCCAAGGAACAUGAUUUUAAUCCUGCAACAACAUCAGCGAUGACAGCAUACGCAUCAUCACCGCCGCCACCGAUUGCCGUGGCGCCAACUUUCUCUAACGUCCCUAACGUGGCCAUGUCAUCACUUUCAUCAAACAUCUACGCGUCGGCGGUCCAAGCACCAGUAAAACGGACCCAAUCUCUAUCGCAUCUACUUGAGGAUCGAUUGUCGCUAGAACCAAUGAAAGCAGGGCAGGUGAGAAAAAUGUUUCAUUCAGAACAUGGAUAUUGGGCAGGCCAUUCGUACAAUGGCGGAGAACAAGUGAGUGUACGAACAGUGGAUGAAAGAUCACUCCAGGCCCAGAUCAACAGUUCACGCACCAACCACCAACAGGACUUCCAUAAAACAUAUUUGCAUUCAACAAAUAUGGCUUACCACCAAAACGCUUCACCACUCAACCUCCGGCCUUUCACUAGGGGUGAGACUCAGUAUGCUCAAGAAUGGGACCUGGAGCGUCAGUCACAAAGACAGGAAUCGUAUCAACCAUCCGUACAGCAUGAGCAAUCUCAUCAUUCAAAAGAUAUAGUCCUCACCCACCUGGUGCACCAUUCUGCUCCUCUCGAAGCUGCAAUCGUGAAACCGAAACGAAAGUACAUUAAAAAACCAUCGACUCUUCAGCUCAUGGUGCAAACUUCCAGCCAAGCAAAAAUCUCGCCUCUGGCAAAACAAGAGGAUGACCCACUCUUGCAGUCUGACCGAGGAUUAAUCCUUAAGACUCAGAUCCCAAAGAAAGGCAGGCCUAUUUCGAAACAUGCAUCUACUUCUCAAGGCACGCCAGCAGUCCCCUCAUUUGGAGCUACUCCCAUGAGCCACUCCUCUUUUAAUCCUAAAGCUAAAACCUCUGUGCCUGCCUCCGUCAAUUCACCUAACACUAAGCAGCAGUUCGAGCUCAAUUACCACUAUCAUCAUCAGCAAUCUCCCCCUAUACCUGCUCUAGCUGGCGCUAAAAUCCGUCUUCCUUCUGAUGACUCUCAUUUACUAGCUCCGUCUCCUGUUCGUUGCCGGCCAGGUCGACCGCCACUAGCCACAGUAGCUCGACAUACACACUCUCAAUCUCACUUAGGCCUACAGUCUGGCCUCCUUUCUAUGUCUGAUUCCGAUUCUCAUUUGCUAUUGUCGAAACCAUUCCCGACACCAUCACCAGAAGAUAGCGCUAUUACCAGGCGCACAAUAGCUAGCGAUCAUGAUCCACACGAUUGGCCACGGCCACCCCACAGUGCGCCAUCGUCAUUCUCUGCACAAAGAACACAGUGUUCUAGGCACAGUUAUCCUAGUUCAGACAACCAGUAUAACCAUACCCUGGCUAUCCAAUACCAUGAUACACAGUCACUCAUGGAGUCUGAACAAUUACGAGGAGGUCGAUUUAUCCAAGAGCCCCAUCAGAGCAGAGGUCCACCGUCAUGGCAGCAACGUUCUUUUGGAGGAAAACCGAUGCAGAUGAACAGCCGAAAGAGAAAUAUUUACGGAGCAGAGAAGCAGCAGUUUAUGAGCGAGCCAUACAGUCCUGAAGAUGAGAAAAGGGAGAUGUGCUCCAUCUAUACCUUAGUUGAUUAUGACGAGAGUGGACGAUUCAGGAAACGAUCCUCAAGGUUGGAUUUAAAGCCGCCAAACCCUGAAUCAAACUUUCGAGAGCAAGAUACUUUUCAAAGCUGGCCAAGCAAUGACUCCAGCAAGCGACGUCCGCGACCUCAGUCGCUGGUGCUUCCUAGGACUUACAGUGACCCUUUGCACAGACAGUCGGCGAUUACAAUGGCACUAGAGAGAGGGUCAACGGAGCACUAUAUAAGUAAGGACAUGGCAAGGAUAGAAGACAGGGAUCUGGCGAUUUACGAAUCACGAGUGCAGAGCUCACCUACUCUUCCUAGGCUAUCAUGCGCUCGGCUCCUUGGCGCUGAUCGUUCGUCCCAUACCAAUGCACAGUCUUUGGAUAUUUCCAUGCAUCCACGUUUUGCUUCGAGUCAACCGUUGCGACAAUAUCAAGAACAGUAUCCUUCCGGCCAUGUUGUUCAUUCCUUCCAUGAUAUGCUUAAUGAACAACUUGGCUACAGUCGCUCCAAAAGCUAGACUACCCAUAUUAUCUCUCGCCCCCUUCCUGCUCUUACUUCUUCUGAUCCGGCAAGGCUUCAUCAUUCAGUAUCCAGAAUUGGCAGCUGCGUGACGCUCUGUAUCAACUGGUCCUUCUGUAAUCCUCUAUUCCGUAAAAAAAAGGUUUUCUCCUAGCAUCCACAAUACAGAGUCUGUUGAUCUUAUUACUCAUUCUGCCACUCAAUGGACUUUAAUUAUUACUUUGUAUACUCU